Molecule: messenger RNA, 1110 nt
Organism: Morchella sextelata
Lineage: Eukaryota; Fungi; Ascomycota; Pezizomycetes; Pezizales; Morchellaceae
Exons: 2
Coding region: 1-1110 (369 amino acids)
Biological process (GO): proteasome-mediated ubiquitin-dependent protein catabolic process
Molecular function (GO): proteasome binding; endopeptidase inhibitor activity
Source: RefSeq, a predicted model, not a curated record
AUGGCAGCUCGUCCGUUCAGCCCUCCCAUAGUGCUUCGUAACAUCGAUGCCUCACUCCCGCCGAACGCCCCACAGCUCAGAACCCCCCAUGAUGCUAUCGCAGUCUUUGUACAUGCCUGCAUGCUCUCCGUAGGCUUCCGUCUCGUUGGUCUCAGUGAAGAUGACCAUCUUGAACCUGCAAUCGAAGGUUCAAACCCACAGCCACUCCCCGAGACCUGGAAUGCCAGCCCCGGAAACUACGGCUUCCGCUACGCCCACGCCCAGUCGCCACUCAACUACCUGAUCAAAGUCAACCGUCUUGGCACCAAGACUAUCAUUAUGGGCCUUGGCCUCGGCGACGACAACGACAAGACAGCCACCUUCGACAUCAUCACCAAAGACUACCUCAAAGAUGACUUCUUCCCGUACACACUGCAGCCCACGCAGCCGCUCGAGAACGCCUUCGUCAGCGCAUCAAAGAUCUCUGACCUCGCCGCCCUCGUGAAAAUCCACAUCGUCCUGAACCUCGUCGGGAAGCACCAGGAAGAAGAGGAAAACGCCGCUGAAGCACGCCGGCAGCAGCAGCAGCAACCGCGCGACCAGCCAAGAGAGGGCUUUGACGAGUCGCCCUACAGGGCUGACCCAUUGCGGUACCCCCCGCGUCCGGCUAACCCGCCCAUUCCAGCCGGUGGCGAGAGGCCGCCGGGCUUCGACGACGAUUACGAGAUCCUGCAGCCGCCCCGCGGGGGCUACGGAAAUACCGGUGGACGCCAUCCGCUCUCUAUUGGUGCCGACGACCUGAACCCGCCUGGCCUAGGGUCAAACCCGCCGCUAAGAGGCCCGUUCUUCGGUGAAGGGCGCGGGGGUGGAUUCGGUGGUGGAAUGGGACCAAUGGGCGGGAUGCACCCGACGGGGGAUCACCCCAUGUUUGGUGGGCAGGGUGGCGAGGGAGUCCCGGACCCGAGGUUUCCGCCGGGAGCGAGAUAUGAUCCGGUUGGGCCGGGUGAUGCGCCUAUGGGUGGAUUGAGGGGCCCGAGAGGUCCUGGCCGAGGCGGGCCGCCUUUUGGUGGUGGAUUUGGUGGUGGAUUUGGUGGCGGGUAUGGUGGAUUUGGGGGCGGUAAUGACUUUUAA